AUGCCACCAAAACCAAUCCCAAUCCCCCACUUCGCAGAAACCCAACUCCAACUCCUCCUAUCCGAACACGAAGCCGAAGUCUCCUCCUCAAAAUUAGCCAGUACAGCCGCCUCUGUCUCCCCCCAAACCCGUCGAACACUCCAAGCAAUCGGCUCCGCACUUACAGGCAUCGUCCUCUCACAAUGCCGCACAGGUCUAGGCGGCCGCGUUGUUGGCGAGUUCACGCCUGACCCCGCUAUUACAUCUGAGGAGUGUCGCGCUGCAGAUGGCACGCCUAGGUUUUCGGCGCAUGGACUGCGGGUUGGGGAUGUCGUGCGUGUUAAUGAUGUUGCUGCUGGUGGGAAGAAGGGUGGAAAGGAGAAGGAGAAGGAUAGUGGGAAAGAUGGGAAAGGCGAAAAGGGCGGACCGGAGGGAGUUGUUACGAGGACUAGUGAGCGCGCGGUUUGGAUUGCGUUUGGGCAGCAGGGUGGUGGGGGACGGUCUAGGGAGGAUGACGAGGCUGUUGAGGAGCUUUGGGGGAAGAAGUUGUGGGCGAUUAAGCUUGCCAAUGACGUUACGUAUAGAAGGAUGAGGCAGACGAUGGAGAAAAUGGCCAAGAUGGCAGAUUCUGAUUACUCGCAUUUCAUGCGUGUUGCAUUUGGCCAUACCACCCCGCUACGACCAGACGAGGAGGCAGCUGGUCCUGUUGAAUUCAUUGAUCCGACAUUGAAUGAUUCUCAGAAGGAUGCUAUUCGAUUUGCGUUGGCAUCGCAGGAUAUUGCUCUCAUUCAUGGUCCACCCGGGACUGGAAAAACACAUACUUUGAUCGAGCUGAUUAUGCAAAUGGUUCAGCGAAAGAAGCGAAUUCUCGUGUGUGGUCCAUCCAACGUUUCUGUGGAUAACAUCGUCGAGCGCCUGGCUCCGAAUAAGGUCCCUGUUGUUCGCAUUGGCCAUCCGGCUCGUCUACUUCCUUCGGUCCUUGAGCAUUCACUCGAGGUUCUCACUCAGACAUCCGAUGCUGCGGGUAUUGUCAAAGAUGUUCGCAAGGAAAUUGAUGAGAAGCAAGCUAGCAUUCGCAAGACACGCUCUGGUCGCGAGAGACGAGGGAUCUAUGAUGAUCUAAAGCAGCUCCGGAAGGAGUUCAGAGAGCGCGAGUCUAAAUGUGUGGACAACCUAGUCCGUGAGAGUAGCGUGGUUCUGGCGACUCUUCACGGAGCCGGCGGUCACCAACUCAAGAAUCAAAAGUUUGAUGUUGUGAUCAUCGAUGAAGCAAGUCAAGCACUGGAAGCGCAGUGUUGGAUCUCGCUUCUUGGUGCAGAGAAGGUGGUCCUUGCAGGUGAUCAUCUGCAACUCCCCCCGACUGUCAAAUCCACCGGCCAGAAGUCCAAGGAAGCACAGCCCAAGGACCAGACCGAAGAUUCAACCUUCGACAAGGAGAUGUUGAAGGGUGUCUCCCUUGAACGAACUCUAUUCGAUCGUCUACUAGCGCUGCACGGUUCCGGCGUCAAACGGAUGUUGACUACACAAUAUCGAAUGCAUGAGAAAAUCAUGCGCUUCCCAUCCGACGAACUCUACGAGGGGAAGCUGAUCGCAGGAGAGGCGGUCAAGUCCCGACUGCUGGUAGACCUGCCCUACGAAGUAGAAGGCACAGACGACACGCAAGAACCGUUAGUUUUCUGGGAUACGCAAGGCGGUGAUUUCCCCGAGAAAGCGGAGGACGACGAGAUGAGCAAGAAGGGUUUGCUUGGCGAUAGCAAGAGCAAUGAAAUGGAGGCUUUGGUUGUUGCACGACAUGUGGAAACUCUCGUUGAUGCAGGCAUCAGGCCCGAGAGCGUUGCCGUCAUUACCCCUUACAACGGCCAACUGGCUCUAUUAUCGCGCAUGCUGCGUGAGAAGUACCCAGGCCUGGAACUUGGCAGCGUGGAUGGAUUCCAAGGUCGAGAGAAAGAAGCCGUUGUAGUGAGCCUGGUGCGCAGCAAUGAGCAGCAUGAAGUGGGCUUCCUCGGCGAAAAACGACGAUUGAACGUGGCUAUGACGCGACCCAAGAGACACCUAUGUAUCUGCGGAGAUUCAGAGACGAUCAGUCGUGGAAGUAGCUUCCUCAAACACUGGAUGGACUUCCUCGAGGAAAACGCCGACCUACGUUACCCCGACGCAGGCGACCUACUAGAAUAG
Molecule: messenger RNA, 2154 nt
Organism: Penicillium canescens
Lineage: Eukaryota; Fungi; Ascomycota; Eurotiomycetes; Eurotiales; Aspergillaceae
Product: putative DNA helicase
Exons: 5
Coding region: 1-2154 (717 amino acids)
Molecular function (GO): ATP hydrolysis activity; 5'-3' DNA helicase activity
Source: RefSeq, a predicted model, not a curated record